AUCCUCAGUGUAGUGUAGUGCCUUUGCUGCUUGUAUCAAAGGACGAAGCGACAAUGAGGUGCACCUUACUCACCAGCAUUGUGGCCUUCACUGGCGUGUACGCCGCAUCGACCUUGCACUUCGAUAGGGAUGAAGUAGGACAUCUGCGAAGUAUCCCAGCAGGUUGGAAAGAGCUCGAGAAGGCGCCUCCGCAGAACAAGAAGCUGCACUUUCGCAUUGGCAUGCACUCUCCCAACCAUGACAUCUUUGAAGAGACCCUUUUCGCAGUCUCCUCUCCCGAUCAUCCCAGGUACGGACAGCACUUGAAGCGAGAGGAGCUCAAAGAUCUCAUCAAACCGCACGCUGAAGCUACGUCUGCCGUUCUCCAAUGGCUGCGUGACUCCGAAGUGCCCAGCGAGGAUGUUGUCGACGAUGGCGAAUGGAUCAGCUUCGUCGCGCCCAUCUCCAAGGCGGAGAGCAUGCUCAACGCUACCUUCAAAAACUACCAGUCCACCGUGCGCCCAGACAUCACCAAGAUCCGGACGCUUCACUACACUGUCCCGAAGGAGAUUCGCGACCACAUUGACCUCAUUCACCCCACGACUCGAUUCGGGGAGAUUCGUCCGCAGCACAGCAAUGUACGCAUCCAGGAAGCUGUGCCUGCCCUUUCCGUAGCUGGCGCAGUCAAUGCGACUUGCAACACCACAAUCACACCCGCGUGUCUCAAAGAUCUGUACAACUUUGCGGACUACAAACCGGGAAAUGCGAGUGUCACUAUUGGCGUGACAGGAUAUUUGGAGCAAUACGCCAGAUUCAAGGACUGGGCACAGUUUGCUGCUUUGUACGCCCCGGAAGCUGCUCAAAGCAAUUUCACCUGGAGUUCAGUCAAUGGCGGCAUUCUCGACCAGCGCGCAACGAAUAGCAGCGUAGAAGCCAACCUUGACGUCGAAUAUACGCUCGGUCUCGUCGGUCCAAGCUUGAAAGUCAACUUUUUCAGCACCCCCAACCGCGGGUUCUUGAUCCCGGAUUUGGACCAGCCUUCCCAGGAAGAUAACCAGAACGAGCCCUACCUCGAUUUCUUUUCCUACGCUCUUGCUUUGCCGGAUGAAGAGCUGCCACAGGUCAUCACCACAUCUUACGGAGAAAACGAACAGAGCGUGCCUGCUGAGUACCAGAUGAAGGUGUGUGAUCUGAUCGGGCAGCUGGGCACCCGCGGAGUGAGCGUUCUCUUCAGCAGUGGAGACACAGGAGUCGGAAGCGCUUGUCAGACAAACGAUGGAAAGAACACGACGCGUUUCCUGCCUAUCUUCCCGGCAUCAUGCCCCUAUGUAACAGCGGUCGGUGGUACCAUCAACGUAGAGCCCGAGUCAGCGGUUGAUUUCUCUUCGGGCGGGUUCUCGGAUCUUUGGGCGCGCCCGAAGUACCAGCAAGAGGCUGUCAACGGCUACUUGUACAAACUCGGAGCGCGAUGGGAAGGCCUUUACAACUCCCAGGGGCGGGGUUUCCCCGACAUUGCAGCACAAGGGCAGCGGUUCCGCAUCGUCGACAAGGGCGCCGAAUUCCACAUAGGCGGCACGAGUGCAUCUGCGCCCGUGGUUGCUUCCAUCGUGGGUCUUUUGAACAAUGCACGCCUCUCUUCCGGGAAGCCUGCUUUGGGAUUUUUGAACCCUUGGCUGUACAGCACAGGCCACAGGGGACUCAACGACAUCACACGCGGGGGAUCGAGAGGGUGUACCGGGAGGGACAUAUAUUCUGGUCUCAAGACGCCAUAUGUUCCUUACGCCUCGUGGAAUGCGACUGCUGGUUGGGAUCCGGUGACGGGGUACGGCACCCCUGAUUUUGAGAAGCUUCUUCGGCUUGUCAAUGUGUCUUCUUCGUACGGGUCGUAG
Molecule: messenger RNA, 1868 nt
Organism: Periconia digitata
Lineage: Eukaryota; Fungi; Ascomycota; Dothideomycetes; Pleosporales; Periconiaceae
Source: the annotation of a GenBank genome assembly